Oncorhynchus gorbuscha (pink salmon) is the source of this 2839-nucleotide messenger RNA. RefSeq lists its product as uncharacterized. The coding region runs from base 849 to 1169 and encodes 106 amino acids. The record is from RefSeq and is a predicted model, not a curated record. The transcript is spliced from 2 exons. Lineage: Eukaryota; Metazoa; Chordata; Actinopteri; Salmoniformes; Salmonidae.
AACACAAGAAUGCAGCGCGUCAGGCCAGGGAGUGUGAGCACAGACAGAGGGCCCUUUCUUACACAGGGUGGGCAGGGCAGGGAGAAGUGACUCUGCCCUGAGAGAGUGACACACACAGGGAGAGAGGAAGAGAGAGGCAGAAAGAGCGUAAUUCAAUACAGACCAAGUAUGGGGCAAAAUUGAGAGCUUAGAGUAUAUCAACAAUAAGCAGCAGAUAUUGAAGAGGAUAUACAAGGAAGAGGAAAGGAGGAAGAGGAGCUUUACUGGCCUGGACUUCUGAAGUGUUUGCCGAAAAUCUCUCAGAGCCAGAGGAGAGUGGAUUAAAAUAGACAGGAGACUUCAGAGGACCUGAGGUAGAAUCCCCAAAUCCCAAAAGAGGGACACAAACAAACUACUCUGAGAGGCAGACUCCAUAGACCUUCCCAUCGCAGCAAGGCAAGAUCGGAAUCAUUACAACAACUGAAGGAUUUCAAAGGAAAACGUCCAUCUCUCAUAAAACUUCAUCUUUGGUCUUCAAACUUUCUUAAAUAAUGCUUCGGUCUUUAAACCCCCAGACAAGGCACUUAAGGAAGGAGGGGAGGAUAAAGAGAUUCUCCCUGCAUCAAUGAAUUUUCCAGUCUCUUGCUAUCCUCCCUUGGCAUGUGCUACUAUAUCAGCAACAUCUUCACUAUCAAGAGUUCACAAGCACUAGUUCAGGGUCAAAUCACCAUAGAAACAAUCCCCUUCCUGGUAACAGCAACACCAUUGGCUGACUAAUUCAAUAAUCUAUCCUUGUUUGCUAUUGUGGUUGGCUUCUUCAAUAGAUGACCCUCAAAAGGAGUUGCUAAGACACUCACUGUCAGUGAACCAUGAAGGAAGACAUCUUGGAUUUUUUCAGUAACUUGUGGAAGGUGGCCACCACCAAGCAUGACCAGGGGAUCUACAAUACAGUCUGCCUGGUGGUGCUGCUAGCCCUGCCUAUGGUGGUGCUCUUCACUUCUCUGGUGGUGUGCUGCCACUGCUGCUGCUGUCGCCAGGCCAACUCCACUGGUUGCUGCGGAGACAGCCCAAGUUCAGACACAGCAAAAGCAGACAAAAAGAAGAAGAAGAGUCCCAAAAAUGAGGACUUGUGGAUCUCGGUCAAAACAGGACCUAUGACACAAGACAGGGUUGCCCUGACGAUGGUGUAGUAGUCGCGACUGAUGUUCAGAUAAGGUUUCAUUCUUUUGUAUUUCUAUGAAGCUCUUUUUUACUGCAAGGUACAGGUACAUAAUGCCGGGCAAGGCCAGGCCUUAGUCUUUUAAAGGCCCUAAGCGAUAUUUGUUUUUAAGUUUUAAAGUUAAAUUCCUGCAAUUCUACACAUUUUGCCAUGGGGUGUACAGAAAAUGUUGCAGUUUUAAAUCAUCUUUUUCCAUUUCUACACAUUUUGCCAUGGCGCAGAAAGAACUUUUGCAAUUUUAUAACAAAUUUCAUGCCAUUCUACACAUUUUGCCAUGGGGUAGAGAUACAUUUUUUGACCAUUUGAAAGCAACUUUCCUGCAAUUCGACAUAUUUUGCCAUGAUUUAAUGAUACCUGAGUGACAGUGACGAACAAAAUCAACGAGGGCCCCAUGGAGGUCAGGGCCCCUAGGAACGUGAACUGCGUGCCCAGUCGGUAUUCAGCCAUGAUUAUGCCUGGAGCCGGCACUGGUGUUCAACAUGCUCCAUAGAAACUCCUGAAAGAGACUAAAAGAGCCAAUAAUAUGUGAUUGAUUGUGUGUGUGCGUGCAUGUAUAUGUGUGCCUGUGCAUAUGCACGUACGUGUUACUCUCGAACUCAACUCUGUACCUUGAAGCUAGUUCCACAGCAUGUUUUGUAUUGUUUCCUUCUAAUCACAGACUGAUUUAGACCUGAGACACCAGGUGUGUGCAAUUACCAAUCAGAUAGAACAGAAAACCUGCAGGCUCCAGACCUCAAAGGGUAAGAGUUGAAUACCCCUGUGUUAGAGUGUGCACUCAACCAGAAGGUUGAGGACUGCUUUUUAUUUCCAACGCUGGAGGCCAGCAAUCUAGUAUUGUGAUUCGGUUAGAAAGAUCAUGUUUUUUAUAGGUUAGACCAUUUCAAGUUCAAAGCACUUGCAGUUAUUGCACUUAUAAUGUGAACAAUGUGAACUUAUGUAACUACUUUGAAAUCUUUUGCUGUAUCUGCUAUAUCCACUAAAUGGAGAUCUCAAUUCCAUUCAUGAGUUGACUAUCAAUCGCUGAAUUGAAUAGAACAAAGUGAAGCACCGAGAUCUUCCAUUUACAUUCCCGUAGAGUGUUUCUACCCAACAGUUCCAUGUGUUACGUUACCUUAUGCUCACAUUGCCAUGUGUACUGUCUUGCACUGUCCCUAUUGGUUCAUAAAAUCAUUAUGCGUUGUUAUUAUUAUUAUUUCCAGGCUCUCAGACUUUGGGGUGCUAAGUGGAUCCUUCUUACAUCUUUAUCCCUCAGUGCCAAUAGCCAUCAUUUCACAUGUAGUGAUAUUUACUGGCAUGUCAUAGUUGAGGUACUAUGCCGUCAUUCAGUAUUGUCUACACCAUUGUGUUGAUAAAAUAGAAGUUGUGUGCAUAUGGGGCAUUGUGUGCUAAAUGCACACAUUUUGGGGCGGCAUGUCGCCUAGAGGUUAGAGUGUUGGGCCAGUAGCCGAAAGGUUGCUAGAUCAAAUCCCUGACCUGACAUGGUAGAAAUAUGUUGUUCUGCCCCUGAACAAGGCAGUUAACCCACUGUUCCUAGGAUGUCAUUGUAAAUAAGAGUUUGUACUUAACUGACUUGCCUAGUUAAAUAAAAUAAAAAUGUAUGCAAAUAGAAGGUUAUAAUUGAUUUACAAAUCCGGUGACAAA